This is a messenger RNA of Mya arenaria, 1619 nucleotides long. RefSeq lists its product as uncharacterized. Gene Ontology annotation, cellular component: external side of plasma membrane. NCBI's taxonomy places the organism in Eukaryota, Metazoa, Mollusca, Bivalvia, Myida, Myidae. The record is from RefSeq and is a predicted model, not a curated record. Bases 238 to 873 code for a protein of 211 amino acids. Gene Ontology annotation, molecular function: signaling receptor activity. The transcript is spliced from 4 exons.
CUGCUCAAAUUGACAUUCUUUAAAACACCAAAAGUUAUUAAUUUAAGGUUGAAAUGAAAGGUAUAUAUAAAGAAUGAGGCCAAGCAGAUAAUUUUCCGCUAAAUACCUGUAAAUAUUGUCCGGUGUCAGUUGAAAUUAAGAACCGUAUAACUAGCGUUGCGGUUGACGCGUAUCGAUUUCUCGUGCAUUCCGUUGACCAAUAGUAAUAGGAGUUACGAAUACGGAGUCUGGUUGAAAAUGCUCGGAAAUCCAAUAAUGGAAUCAAUAGUAAACAAGUCCAAAAUGGCUUGGUUUCAAAACAUUGUCCUGGCAUUCUUUACAGUGGUGUUCUCCCAACUGGUUAAUGAAAUAGUAAGUGGGCAAUCAGUUGUGGAAUAUUCGGAUGACAAUAAACAAUGCACAUAUUUUGAGAAAAACCGCUAUGCCAAAGUGGAACACGGCCUCUCCAACUGCUCCUGGUACAUUCCCGAGACGUGCUGUAAGCGGACAGAAGUAACCUCAGUAUUUUCCUCCAACAUGAUGCCGCUAGAUCACGCCAGUCUAGACUGUAGAAAUAGGAUGAACUAUAUGAUGUGCUUCUUCUGCAGCCCUGAUCAGGAUCAGUGGUACAAGGAUGGCAAGGUGCAUGUGUGUGAGGACUUCUGCAAUUCUGUGUAUACUGAAUGCAAGCCUGCUCAUUAUGAUGGCCAUAAGAUAGGUGACCAAUACAGGAAUGGAACAGCAUUUUGUGAGGCCCAAAACUUUCAUGUAUCAAGGAGCAACAACUGUUUUAAGUUUGACCCGAGUGUAUUUGAUUCUGCGUCUUUGCUGAAGACUCCAUCAGUUUUUAAAUUCUGGUUAAUUGUACUGGUGUUUUCUGUGAUUAAAGUAUAGCAACAUACACAUGGUUAAAAUGCCAUAGCGGCGCCUACUCUCAGAUCCAUGUGCUGGGCAGGACUGGUGGCCCUGUUAUGGGGCUGUAAUAGCAUAAAUAAAACCAGUGCUCAAUGCUAAAUGUGUUGAAUUUGAAGAUAACGUAUAUUAAAAGAUACUUAAAUAAUAUUAAGUAUAUUUAACAUGUGAUAGAAAAUGGUUAUUCUAAGACCUUUACUGUGAACAGCUGUCAUGGCCUAAAAGUUUCACCAAAGUAUUAAUAUUUUUUUGGCUUAUGUUUAUACAACUAUGUACAUGUAAAAAUAGUUAUACUACACAUAUUAUGAAACAUUUGAAGCAUUUGAGUAAUCGCUUUUCUAGGUAUCAGUCUCAAACUCAUGAUGUUUGUCAUUAUGGAUCCAGGCCUUCCCCACAGACCUUGUCACAAAAAAACAACAUUUUUGUGUGAAAUGUAUUUUAUUAUUUUUUAUUACCAUUAUUUACAUCUUUGUUUAAUUUGUACAGACAAAAAUCUUAAGUUUAGAUUGAUCAAAACUGAUAUUAGGUAUAGUGUGAUGAUCUCAUGAUCGUUUUGUGUUGUUUUUAUUACUUUUGUGUGAACUGUUUCAGUCAUAAUGCUUUUUUGUUGCUUUUGAGUGAACUGUUACAUUUUGUUUAUUUUGUAAAAAGAAUGUUGAUCUUUUAUACAUAUUACUUAAAAUAUUAUUUUAUCACAUAAUUAUUUACUACAUUGUAUAUACAUGAAU